This is a messenger RNA of Callithrix jacchus (white-tufted-ear marmoset), 1004 nucleotides long. RefSeq names its product calponin-2. The record is from RefSeq and is a predicted model, not a curated record. NCBI's taxonomy places the organism in Eukaryota, Metazoa, Chordata, Mammalia, Primates, Cebidae. Gene Ontology annotation, molecular function: actin filament binding. Gene Ontology annotation, biological process: actomyosin structure organization; actin filament organization. Gene Ontology annotation, cellular component: focal adhesion; actin cytoskeleton.
UCCCACCCCGCGCGCCCCGCGCUCCGUCCCGUCCCGUCCCGUCCGGCCCCGUCCCGCCAGCCAUGAGCUCCACGCAGUUCAACAAGGGCCCCUCGUACGGGCUGUCGGCCGAGGUCAAGAACCGGCUCCUGUCCAAGUAUGACCCGCAGAAGGAGGCAGAGCUCCGAAGCUGGAUCGAGGGACUCACCGGGCUCUCCGUCGGCCCCGACUUCCAGAAGGGCCUGAAGGACGGGAUUAUCUUAUGCACACUCAUGAACAAGCUCCAGCCGGGCUCAGUCCCCAAGAUCAACCGCUCCAUGCAGAACUGGCAUCAGCUAGAAAACCUCUCCAACUUCAUCAAGGCCAUGGUCAGCUACGGCAUCAACGCCGUGGACCUGUUCGAGGCCAAUGACCUGUUUGAGAGCGGGAACAUGACGCAGGUGCAGAUGUCUCUGCUCGCCCUGGCGGGAAAGGCCAAGACUAAGGGGCUGCAGAGCGGGGUGGACAUCGGCGUCAAGUACUCGGAGAAGCAGGAGCGGAACUUCGACGACGCCACCAUGAAGGCCGGCCAGUGCGUCAUCGGGCUGCAGAUGGGCACCAACAAAUGUGCCAGCCAGUCGGGCAUGACCGCAUAUGGCACGAGGAGGCAUCUCUACGACCCCAAGAACCAUAUCCUGCCCCCCAUGGACCACUCGACCAUCAGCCUCCAGAUGGGCACCAACAAGUGUGCCAGCCAGGUGGGCAUGACGGCUCCCGGGACGCGGCGGCAUAUCUAUGACACCAAACUGGGAACCGACAAGUGUGAUAACUCCUCCAUGUCCCUGCAGAUGGGCUACACCCAGGGCGCCAACCAGAGCGGCCAGGUCUUCGGCCUGGGCCGGCAGAUAUACGACCCCAAGUACUGCCCACAGGGCACAGUGGCCGACGGGGCUCCCUCGGAUGCUGGCGACUGCCCGGGCCCGGAGGAGGUCCCUGAAUAUCCCCCUUACCACCAGGAGGAGGCGGGCUACUGAGGCUCCCAGCAC